CCGCCUCCGCCAUUUAGUCCUCCCGGCGGCGCGCCGGAGCGCCCGGGAGAAGCGGCGGGAGGGUCCGGGCUAGUCCCCGCAUCAUGUCGCGCCUGCACCGGAGCAGAAUUGCAGAGUUUGAAGAGAUCCUGAAUGAGCCCAACAUUGUGUUGCAAAAGCUGCGGGAUUUUUGUUUCAACGGAAUUCCCUUCGAAGGUGGCUUGCGCUGUCUCUGCUGGAAGAUCCUCUUAAACUACCUUCCCGUGGAAAGGGGUGCUUGGAAUUCCCAGCUGAGGAAGCAGAGGGAACUUUACGCCCAGUUCUUGAAGGAAAUGAUUAUCCAGCCGGGAAUAGCCAAAGCUGAACUCGGAGUCUUCAGGGAAGAUGUCACCUUGGAGGACCAUCCGCUGAACCCCAACCCCAACAGCCAGUGGAACACUUACUUCAAGGACAACGAAGUCCUCUUGCAGAUCGACAAGGAUGUCCGGCGACUGUAUCCCGAUAUGGCAUUCUUCCAGCGCCCGACGGAAUAUCCUUGUCUGUUGAUUCUCGACCCCCAGAACGAAUUUGAGACCCUUCGCAAGCGGGUGGAACAGACCACCCUCAAAUCUCAGACAGUGGCACGGAACCGGAGUGGAGUAACUAAUGUGAGCUCCCCUCUUAAGACACCGGUGCUGAGUGAAUACGAAGUUCUCCCUGAUGGCUCAGAGGCCCAUUGGGAAGUUGUGGAACGAAUCCUGUUCAUCUAUGCGAAGCUGAACCCUGGAAUCGCCUACGUCCAAGGGAUGAACGAAAUUGUGGGGCCCCUCUAUUACACCUUUGCGACAAACCCCAACAGCGCAUGGAAAGAGCACGCCGAGGCAGACACCUUCUUCUGCUUCACCAACCUCAUGUCGGAGAUCAGGGACAACUUUAUCAAGAGCCUGGAUGACUCCCAGUGUGGGAUCACCUACAGGAUGGAGAAGGUCUACGUCAUCCUGAAGGAGAAAGACCGAGAGCUCUACAUGAAGCUGCAAGAGCAGAAUAUCAAGCCCCAGUUCUUCGCCUUCCGCUGGCUCACGCUGCUGCUCUCUCAGGAGUUCCUGCUGCCCGAUGUCAUUCGCAUCUGGGACUCCCUCUUCGCCGACGACAGUCGCUUCGACUUCCUCCUGCUCGUCUGCUGCGCCAUGUUGACGCUCAUUCGAGAUCAGCUGCUGGAAGGGGAUUUUACUGUAAAUAUGCGGCUUUUGCAGGAUUACCCCAUCUCGGAUGUCCACCUGAUUCUGAAGACGGCAAAGGACCUUCAGGAGUCCAAGUAGCUCGCCCAUCCAAAGGGUCAGCAGGUGUGAUGGCCGCUUGUCUCCUGAGUGAAGGACCUCUGAAGGAAGGUCGAGUUCUUCUCUUCCGAAACCUCCUCAACCGGAUGUGACUCCUCUUUGCCACCAUCUUUUUGGGGCAAGGGACUCUUAAGGAGAUGAACUACAAGGCCCCUCUUGAAAGGCUCCAGAAGUGGCCCAAGAACUGGACUCGAUGGGAGAGGACCAACCACUUCUGGGAACUUCUCCCGCAAGGGGCCACCAAAUCCAGCUCAUAGUUUUGGGCUAAUAAGUUCUUCCGAUCCGCUCUCAAUCCAGAUACCAAGCCUUCUUUGUUAGAUUUCUUCCUUCUUCGGUUCAGAGACCAGCUAUUCUUGGAAGUUUAAAAGAAAAGGGGGGGAAAAAACCUGAAACGAUGAUGGAAAUGUCUCCUUAACUUCUGCCUUAGACCUAUUUCCUCCGUUGGUGAAUGUGGACGUGAAAACACAGAACAACAUUCUCGCUGUCCGUUGUUGGCGUUUCCCCACUGCCUCUGCGAUCUUCCAGUGCUCUGCAAUGAAUUAUAAGUUAUUCUCCCAAAAUUGAUAAAAAGCCUAUCCUUGCCCAAUAAAGAGUUUCCUACGAGCCAAAAUAACUAAUAAUUUAGAGACAGAAGUCUUGCUCUGCUAGUUUUCUGCUUGCAGGGAGAAUCCCCCCCCCAAGGGAACAUUGAUGCAAAGUGAUUAUUCUAGCAAUGAAAAAAGAAUUUUGAUUAUUUUCAGAACUCUAGCAUGUUAAUAACCUGCUAUUCUGGAUUAGUUUGAGUUCCCAAAAGCUAAUUCGGCCUUUGUGACAUUUGAGGAGGUAACUUUCUUUUCCUCUAGUUAAAUUCAAGGUAAUAUGUGCUGUUUGUUGAUUUUUUUUGAGGGUGUGUGUGUGUGCUAUCAUCUUGAAUAUAAGAUGGAAAUUAGAGGUUCGAUGUACCUCAGCAAAGCAAGACUUUAUUUUCUGGGUUUUGAUGCCAAUCGGGAGAAUUUUCAUUUUGAAAUCGUUUUUAAACAGCCCUGAAGAUGUUUUAUGCUGUGCUGUGUCUAAAGAGGAUUUAAAAUAAGAAUUCUGCUUUUUCCAAGAAGAACAGGGAAAAGAUUAUUUCUGUCAUCCUUCUUGCUUCUACUCCCGAUUUUACAACAGGAAAUAUCCCAAGGGUCCAUUUUAUGGCCUUUUUCUGAUAAUGAAUGAUGGAACCAGAAACUAGGAGAUGGUAUCAAAACAUCUCUAAAUUUAUACGUCAGUAAACUGUAACCCUAAUGGAACUUCACUGCAGGAAAUCCAUUUUUGCUUUGUUGCAAAAGGAAGAAAAAUGAGGAAGAUCCCUGGAGUUUCAAAAAUUAUAUUCCAUAUGUCCCCCUAAUUAUUACGUAUUAUCUGGAUGGAGGGAAAUUGUUCUGUAGUAAAGAGUAUGUUGGGCACUUUUGAAGGCUGCCUGAAAAUUAGCCUUACAGCUUUUAUACAGCAUAAUCACUGCCAAAUCCUGCAGCUUUACCUCCUUCCGCAGAGCAAACUUUAAAAGACACAAAAAUGCAAAAGCUUGCACGAACAGUGAAACAGCCACUUGGCAUUUGACAUUCCCAGUGGAAAGGAGAAAAAGAAAGAAAUAUACAUUGCUCUUCUCCCAAAAUACAUCUUAUUAGGUUUCUUGCAAGACAGAAGGCUGCCUUCGACCAUUUUCCCCCCCCAUCUUUUCCUGGAUAAUUGUCUGUUUCUUUUUUCUUUUUAAUUUUGACAGCAGCCACUUAUUGCAUAUGAUGUGCGAUGCAGUUUUGGGUGGCCUAAAACUUUUUCUCUGACAGUUAAAUGGAAUGUAAAAAAAACAAAAACCAUUCGGAUUAUGAUAUUUAAAAUGUCACGUGGCAAUGAAAGGACGAAAGAUGUGUGAGUGUGUUUGUGUUAGUAAAAAAUCCAGUUUCUUGCAUAUUGGGGUAGCAAUAUACAAGAUUGUUACACACCUGUGCACACCAUCCCACAAAACUGCUUAGAAUGGUUGAGCCUAUUGUUACUUCCAAGUUCAGUGUGUAAAAAUGCUUUUGCGAAUCUCUUCGGCAGCGCUCUGUUACACCAAGAUAAAUAACAUUUGUUUUUCUUGGCAGAUAUAAUAGAUCAGAUCGACUCAAUUUUGCUGCCAUUUUAUUUCCCUGUCCUGCCGAAUCUUUACUUUUGUUCUCUCAUUUUGACACCUUCCCGCUGCUUGCCGAAAUAGCUUUUUUAUUUAUAUUGGCUAAACUGGCUUCCCGCUUCGAGCAUCAGAUGUAAAAUUAUGUUUUAAAAAAAAGAAUGGAUGGGGAAAAGAUAGAAUAAAGUAAAAAAAAUGCUUGUGAAGUAUGUAGAAAUAGGUAAGAAAAAUCUUGAACUGAGUUUAGAAGAGUAUAAUUGGUACAGGAAAUUCUCUAUGGCUCUUGGUCGAUCUGUAAUAUUUUUUUUUAAUUUUGGGAACAGCGGAAAUAUGUGUUCAGCAAUUUCUCUACAGCUUCUUUUGUUGAUCUGUAUUUUUUCUUUCUUUGUUUCUCUUUGGGGGGGGGGAAUGGGAACAAAACCAGGCUCAUUAAUGAUGAAGUUAUUUCAAACGAUCAUUUUUUGGUGGAGGAUUUCGCAUAAAUUGAAAUGAAAAUAGACAAAUGGCGAAUAAAGGGGACAAGUUAUUUUACAGAAUUAUUUCGGGGGUGAAAGGUUAUUUGCAGAAAUUGGAAUUAAAAAAGGAUAAACGAUGCACAAAGGGAACAGUAUUAUUUUGGAGAGGUUUUGAAAGUGCUUUUGCAGAAAUUG
Molecule: messenger RNA, 4073 nt
Organism: Thamnophis elegans (Western terrestrial garter snake)
Lineage: Eukaryota; Metazoa; Chordata; Lepidosauria; Squamata; Natricidae
Product: TBC1 domain family member 13-like
Exons: 12
Coding region: 84-1277 (397 amino acids)
Biological process (GO): intracellular protein transport; activation of GTPase activity
Molecular function (GO): GTPase activator activity
Source: RefSeq, a predicted model, not a curated record